This is a messenger RNA of Fusarium graminearum PH-1, 354 nucleotides long. RefSeq lists its product as uncharacterized. The coding region runs from base 1 to 354 and encodes 117 amino acids. The transcript is spliced from 3 exons. NCBI's taxonomy places the organism in Eukaryota, Fungi, Ascomycota, Sordariomycetes, Hypocreales, Nectriaceae. The record is from RefSeq and is a predicted model, not a curated record.
AUGAAUGAGGUUGAUCGGUUGAAUAAGCUUAGUGAUGCAGCAUGGACGCUGUCUGAAAGAGUUCCCCGGAAACAUACAAAGAGAGCCAACCAGGACGAAGACCCUGGUGCAUUUCACGAGACUGUACAGGAGGACACUGAGUCAGGCCGGUACUCAUCAAAGGCACCAUCUUCCUCACCAGAACACUCUCCAUCUUCAGCCGAAAGCUCGUCCGCAGCCGCAUCUCGUCAUGCACCUACCAGCACCGACAUCCCCGUUGACAAGUCUGCAAGCCCAGAGGCUAGUUCUUCACGAGUGAAGAAGCGUAAGGCGAAGGCUACCCACCCAAAGACUUCUGAGUCCAAGAAGCCCUAG